AUGAUGGACGCACCAGAAAAGCUUCGCUAUCUUCACUCAGGAACUGGCUUGAUGGGUCCGCUUCUCAAAGACUUGGGGGUUGAGCACCUGGAAGGAGUGGAUUUGUCGUCCAAGAUGCUUCAGGUGGCGCGCGAGAAGCAGCGCGGCUACGAUGUCUUGCUUUGUGGCGACCUGGUGGAGAUCUUUGAUGAGACAAAGAGCUUUGACCUGGUGGUGGCAGCAGAUGUCUUCGUAUAUUUGGGCGACCUCUCCAGCGUGCUACACGCCUGCGCUCCACGGAGUUGUGGCCUUCAGCACUGA
This is a messenger RNA of Cladocopium goreaui, 300 nucleotides long. NCBI's taxonomy places the organism in Eukaryota, Dinophyceae, Suessiales, Symbiodiniaceae. The record is from the annotation of a GenBank genome assembly.